This is a messenger RNA of Caenorhabditis briggsae, 606 nucleotides long. NCBI's taxonomy places the organism in Eukaryota, Metazoa, Nematoda, Chromadorea, Rhabditida, Rhabditidae. The transcript is spliced from 3 exons. The record is from RefSeq and is a predicted model, not a curated record. The coding region runs from base 1 to 606 and encodes 201 amino acids.
AUGAGCGAAAAUCCUCCCAACCCGAUUUACGACAAAGACAAGCAUCCAUUUAAUUACAUGCUGGAACAGAUGACUUUCAUUUUCAAAGAUGCCGGUAAGUGUUCUCUAUAUGCAUUUUCGCUUUUUGUACUGAAAACAUUAUUUUCAGGAAAGCCGACUGAGGAACAGCUUGCGGUUUUUGUCCGUUGUGUGGAAAAUGUGCACACUGCAAAAACACAUUAUGAGAAUGGAGAACUCGACCGCAGCGUUGAAAGGAGAAAACUCAACACAAGAGAGAACGUGGCAGCUCUGGCAGAAUGUGAAAAGAAAACUGAAUGGCUUGUGGAUAUCGUCACUCCAGAAGAACAUCGUGAAAUUUGUAAAAUUCGACUGGAAACCGUUUGGAUAGGUCGCGAAAAUGAAGACCUGAAAAGAAACUUAAAAUAUCAGUUUUUGCUGUUUCAAAAGAAAGAGUUGGAGCAUAUUGAAGAAUUUGGAAACAAAAUGACCGAUCAUCAUCUUGAAUGCUUGAAAAUGAAAAUGCCUAUUGAUAUGUUGGCUCUCUCACUGAAAAUCGGCAGUUUUCAAAUUAGAUUUUCUCCACUCCUGGAAGGUUUUAUGACUUGA